Chrysochloris asiatica (Cape golden mole) is the source of this 264-nucleotide messenger RNA. It is a transcript of the gene COXFA4L2, whose product is annotated as NADH dehydrogenase (ubiquinone) 1 alpha subcomplex, 4-like 2. Bases 1 to 264 code for a protein of 87 amino acids. The record is from RefSeq and is a predicted model, not a curated record. The transcript is spliced from 4 exons. Lineage: Eukaryota; Metazoa; Chordata; Mammalia; Afrosoricida; Chrysochloridae.
AUGGCAGGAACCAGUCUGGGGGCUCGACUCUACAGACAGAUCAAGAGACAUCCAGGGCUCAUCCCGAUGAUUGGCUUCAUUGGACUGGGCAUGGGCAGUGCUGCUCUUUACCUGCUGCGUCUCGCCUUGCGCAGCCCAGAUGUCUGCUGGGACCGAAAGAACAACCCAGAGCCCUGGAACCGCCUGAGCCCCAAUGACCAAUACAAGUUCCUCGCAGUUUCAACAGACUAUAAGAAACUGAAGAAGGAUCGGCCAGAUUUCUAA